GCCACCUUUACGACGGGCAUCUGUGAGUUUUACGAGUUUAUGGUAUUGCAAGGGCCAGGGAGAUUUACAAUAGGAUCGUUUAAUUAAUGCAAUGGAUAGAAGCCUGGUCUGUAGUGGUUUAGGUGUUAUGGUUCAACCAAUAAGUGUGCUGUGUUCAGUCUUGUCUGUGUGGUGUAUGUGAGAGGACAUUCACUCCUGGGUCCAGGUUAAUGUUAUUGUCUGUGAAGUCUCGCUUGUCAUGUCAUGUUAAUUGUUUAUGUUUUGUGUUUAAUGUUUGUGUCGUCUUAAUUAAAAGCAGAAAUGGAGCACUACUGAGCUGGCUGACAGGAGUAGUGAAGGAUGUGAUCACGUGAAAUUGACUAUAGACCUUUAGUUACCAAUGACAGUGUGACUGACGAGAGAAUACGGUCUACAGACUGAUGAAAGACUGAUUUGUUGAAAUAACAUUAUUUUACAGGACGCCCAGGAGGAUGGAGCUUGAUAGUGUAUUGCAUGAUGUUGGUGUGCUGACUUAACGCUGAUUUUAUGUGAUUCUUGGUUUAUUGACAUUAACACUUUUGUGAGACAAAUUAACAAUUGGUUGGGGAAUAAUAUCAAUGUUGGGUGACAAUUGCCGACUUGUCCCUUCUCUGGAGUAUGUAUACAGGAAUUAUGUAGUCCAUCCCUUUGGCACGGGUAUCUUUUGCAGAGUUGUGAUUAAUUUAUAUAAGGGUUUGUUUGCAGGUCUGGUCAGAGGCCUCUCCGACGGAAGGAGACGACCUGCUGGUUUGUGUAUGGGGUUGUGUGUGGAUACUGUGUUUUGGUGUUAAAUUAGUCAUUUAACAAAGGGGGAAAUAUGUACAUCCUGUAUGUCUGGUCAAAGAAGGUUAUAAUCAUGACUCUGGUGAUCUCCCUAAUUAUAGUUACAGGAAUCUAUUUUGGAAUGCCUUCAAUACAAGGAGAAAGAGUGACCAAGAGGGCCGUGAAGCCAACAGGGGCCCUAGAAUUGAACUACACAUUGGGGGAAAAGACGGAAAUCACUCAAAUGGCGGAUUUCACCUGGGAGCGUGACUGGUGGGGUAGCUUGAACCGUUUCCGCCGUAUGGUCAGUGGCUUCAACGUGGGUGGAAAUGCUUGGGAAGAAGGUGAGGACCCCACCUACCUGGAUGCCAUUGGAAUUCCCAGAGGUAUCCCGGAUGAGUAUAAAGCUCGCUGUCAAAUUUCCGCAGGUCUUGAGAGUAUUUUUAUAUGGGUAACUCCGAAUAAAAAUGUUGAUUUCAUAAAUUACCAUCAUUACCAAAUUCAAAGAUUGGUGAAUUUCACCUCCCAACUAGCGGAGGGCAUCCAUGAGCAACUAUCAGCUACAUCUCUCAUGCCAUUCCAAAAUAGGUUGGUCCUUGAUAGUAUGUUAGCGGAAGAAGGGGGUGCCUGCUCUCGAAUUAAAGGACAUUGUUGUACAAUUAUCCCCAAUAAUACGGCGCCAAACGGAAAGAUCACCAGAGCCAUGAAAGGUUUGCAAGCCAUGUCUGUUAAACUUAAAUCAAUGUCUGGAGUGGAGGACAACCCAUUCUGUAGCCUGCUUAAUAGGAUGUUUGGUAAAUGGAGAGGUCUCAUACUGACUUUGGCAACUACCAUCAUAAUUGUCAUGGCUGUGCUUGCUUUUUGUGGAUGUUGUAUUAUCCCUUGUCUCAGGAACCUGGUUCUCAGAAUUGUCCUCAAGGCCUUUGUGGGUAAGGACCCCUACGGCCAAUAUCAGCUGCUGUCCCUGCACGAGGACAGGGUGGCCAUGGAAUCGCUCGCUCCAUUGAACGAUACCGGUGUAUCCUCUCUUUAAAGUUUUAAAAUUUAAAGUUUUGUUUUGCUGUGCUUAGAUUAGGUUUAUUGAGUAUUGUAGUGAAAACGGUAGUAGGUAUACGGGUUGUUGAUCUUCUGAUUAUCAGAAUAUCAACUUGGGGGAUUGAAGGGAAUAUAGAAUACUUUAUAUUGUAAUGUGUAAUUCUAACUAGUUUGGAAGAGAAUGUGUAUUGGAGUAUAGGGGUAUUUGGCCCCAUCGGGGGGUAUUUGGAGACACAUCUCAAGGAAGAAAGGAACUGCGGGGAGCCACUAUAAACAUUGAAUGCAGGAAUGUGAGCCGACAUCUGCAGGCGACCCCUGGAGCAGAAGUCUGGAGCCAGAUCAAAUGGUCAUCAUUCUGCAGGACAACGAUGACGUCAGAUUACGGACCAAUCAGACGACAGCGAUUACAUACUGGCCCGUUUGAAACAUUGUAUGAGUCUGGGGUAGAAUCAGAUAGUUUCAGUUCGACUACUUUAUCUGCUAAGGAUAAGAUAGGGUAGUUACGAACCCAGAGCUCUGCAAAUGUAUAGACUCCUCUGUCAGGAAUAAAUUGGUUGGUUUUGAUACAUUGUUGUGAACGAAGUUCUUUCACGAAAACGAACACGCUUGGAACCACGGGAGUUAGGAGAUUUUAAAACACAGGUUCCUUUAACAUGAAUCCUUGUUCGAACAAAUUCCAUCCCGUCUU
This is a messenger RNA of Phyllopteryx taeniolatus (common seadragon), 2503 nucleotides long. RefSeq lists its product as uncharacterized. The transcript has 2 exons. The record is from RefSeq and is a predicted model, not a curated record. The coding region runs from base 836 to 1813 and encodes 325 amino acids. Lineage: Eukaryota; Metazoa; Chordata; Actinopteri; Syngnathiformes; Syngnathidae.